GGCACCGUCCUCCCUGGGAGCGCGAGCCCCGCCGAGGCCUGUCCUGCCCGAGCUCGCGCUCCCGGCCUCCCCGGCGGCAGUGCGCAGCCCCGUCCAGUGCGCCCUCAGGCCCAGUCCGCGGCGGUCCGGCGGGUGAUGCCCAACACAGCCAUGAAGAAGAAGGUGCUGCUGAUGGGGAAAAGCGGGUCGGGCAAGACCAGCAUGCGAUCCAUCAUCUUUGCAAAUUACAUUGCCCGCGACACCCGGCGCCUGGGCGCCACCAUUGACGUGGAGCACUCCCACGUCCGCUUCCUGGGGAACCUGGUGCUGAACCUGUGGGACUGCGGCGGCCAGGACACCUUCAUGGAGAACUACUUCACCAGCCAGCGAGACAACAUCUUCCGCAACGUCGAGGUCCUGAUCUACGUGUUUGACGUGGAGAGCCGCGAGCUGGAGAAGGACAUGCAUUACUACCAGUCGUGCCUGGAGGCCAUCCUCCAGAACUCGCCCGACGCCAAAAUCUUCUGCCUGGUGCACAAGAUGGAUCUGGUGCAGGAGGACCAGCGUGACCUGAUUUUCAAAGAGCGAGAGGAAGACCUGCGGCGUUUGUCUCGCCCGCUGGAGUGCGCUUGCUUCCGAACGUCCAUCUGGGACGAGACGCUCUACAAGGCCUGGUCCAGCAUCGUCUAUCAGCUGAUUCCCAACGUUCAGCAGCUGGAGAUGAACCUGAGGAAUUUCGCCCAGAUUAUCGAGGCCGACGAAGUCCUGCUGUUCGAGAGAGCUACGUUCUUGGUCAUUUCCCAUUACCAGUGCAAGGAGCAGCGGGACGUCCACCGGUUUGAGAAGAUCAGCAACAUCAUUAAGCAGUUCAAGCUGAGCUGCAGUAAAUUGGCCGCCUCUUUCCAGAGCAUGGAAGUCAGGAAUUCUAACUUCGCUGCCUUCAUCGACAUCUUCACCUCCAACACGUACGUGAUGGUGGUCAUGUCAGAUCCGUCCAUCCCUUCUGCAGCUACUCUCAUCAACAUUCGCAAUGCCCGGAAACACUUUGAGAAGCUGGAGAGAGUGGAUGGGCCCAAGCACAGUCUCCUCAUGCGUUGAAUAUUGCCAAAUGCUCCCUGAAAAUGCUGAAUUGCCCUCCCCACCCACUCGUUUUGUUCUGCAUCCUUUAUUUUUAAUAUCAUGUCGUGUGCUUCAAAGUGUACUGCUUAUUACUCCCACCUUUUUUUCCCUGUUGCCCAACCCUUAAACGUUGGAUGCUAUUUACUGAGCUAUCCAGUAGAGCUUUAAGAUGACCCCUCAGAAAAGUCGGUAUGCUGUAACACUAAAGUAGGUGGUGUGUGUGUGUGUGUGUGUGUCCUGAUUAUUUGGUUCUAAUAGAUAAUGCACAUCAGAGCCUUUACAAAGAACUUGUGUAUUCCUGAGGAGACCGCAGAGAUGGAAUGUUACUAUUUUAUCAACAAGGUAUUAAAAUGCAUUUAUAAAUUG
Molecule: messenger RNA, 1464 nt
Organism: Ochotona curzoniae (black-lipped pika)
Lineage: Eukaryota; Metazoa; Chordata; Mammalia; Lagomorpha; Ochotonidae
Gene: RRAGA
Product: Ras related GTP binding A
Exons: 1
Coding region: 136-1077 (313 amino acids)
Biological process (GO): regulation of autophagy; cellular response to starvation; cellular response to amino acid stimulus
Cellular component (GO): lysosome; Gtr1-Gtr2 GTPase complex; nucleus
Molecular function (GO): GTPase activity; GTP binding
Source: RefSeq, a predicted model, not a curated record